This is a messenger RNA of Dovyalis caffra, 1497 nucleotides long. The record is from the annotation of a GenBank genome assembly. Lineage: Eukaryota; Viridiplantae; Streptophyta; Magnoliopsida; Malpighiales; Salicaceae.
AUGCUACUUACCUCUGCUACGUUUUGGAAGAUCUUAAAUCCUAACAGUAGAGUGGGCAGAGCAGAGAGAGCACAGAGGAGGAGAAUGGAGGAAACUUACCAUUAUGUCUAUGGGAAAGGAAGCUUGAAAUUUGAAGAGAUGGGGUUGGACCAGAGAAGAGAUCCUUGCAAUUUGGAGGGAAUCACGAUGAUGACUAUGUCAGUGGAGCUUGCUAUCCAAAGAGAGUUAGCAUAUAGGGCAAAACUUGCCAAGAUGCUCCAACCACAUGAUGCCACCGUUUUGCAAGACCUCAUACCAUUGGAGGUAAGGUUAGUUAUUAAAAUUGUUGAAAUUCACCCUGAUCUUAGGAAUACACAACCUCUUUUCAUGUCAACGAAUCAGGAAAAUUUGCAGUUGCUAGAUGCAAGAAGCAUGAAAUCUGGGUUUUCGCAAGUAUCAAAACGUCGAGGCUUUCCACCAAAUAUAGAUAUAUUUAAGGUGGGUUUCUGUGGAAAUGUUUUUAUUGUUUCUAUCAUGCGAUGUAGAUUAAAGAAAGCUGUGCUAUUGGUAUCUGAAGUUGAGUUGGCUGAUUGUAAACUUCAAGGGAAAAAACCUGCUAGCUAUGUUAAUAGCAUUCACUUUGAAGACAGAUAUGUUGUAGCUGCCAGCAGCCUUCUCAUAAUGUGCUUGCUUUUGGAUGUUUUGAGAGACAAAUAUUUGUUAAGAGGGCAAACUUCAACUGGAAGUUCCAACUCAAGUCCUACGCUUUCAGAAAUAACAUGGCAAGCCCCAACCAAUGACCUCAAAUUUAAUUUACCACCUCCACAGCUGCAUGAAAUUGAGAAUCAGACAGAGUCUUCUUCCUUCAAGGUGCAAACUACUAGCCCAAGUCCUAGUCCAAGGCCAUAUUCAAGUCCAAGUCCUGUGAUUUCAGGAACGGGAAGGCUACCGUCAGCUAACAGCAUCAAAUUCUCACCACCUUUGCAGCUGCAUGAAAAUGACAAUCAGAUAGAUUACACUUUUUGCAAGGUUCAAUCUUCAAGUUCAAAUCCCAAUCAAAUGGAAACUUCAAGUUGGAGUCCUUUGCUUUCUGGACUAAAGCGACCAAACUCAACAAGCAGCCUCAAAUUCCAAUCACCUCCACAACAUCAUGAACCUGGGAAUCAGAUAGAUUGCAGUUUUUGCAAAAUUUGCCAAGUGCCUUGCACGAGUUUCUUUAACUACAAGCAGCACAUAAGGGGUAGAAAACACCAAGGAAAACAGCAGGAGUUGAAAUUGAAGGAACAGUUAGAAGAUAAAAAAAGCAUGGAUGAACAAGCCGAGUCAAAAUUUGCCAAGAAAGUUGGGAUCGACAGUGAGAUGGCAAAGCCGAAAUAUUGGUGCAAACUGUGUAAUAUUUGGUGCAUUGAUAAUGAUGCACUUACUCGGCACAACGAAGGCAAAAAGCAUAUACUUAAACUCCAUGAAAUUGAGAAGAAGAGGGCUACACUUGCUGGUUUAGCAACGAAUCGAACGUGA